GCCUGCCUGCCAGAGAGGGGGAGUCGAGAGCUCUGCUGGGAACUACAUGGUGCUCAAUUUUUCAAGAUGUCGUCGCUGGAACAGAGGCUGUCGCGAAUCGAGGAGAAACUAAAGCAGGAAAAUGAAGAAGCUCGCCGGAGAAUCGACCUUAACAUCGACAUGAGUCCACAGCGAUCACGUCCGAGGCCGAUCAUCGUGAUCCAGCUCAGUCCUGCUCCAGCCCCUUCCCAGCGUGCAGCGCUCCAGCUGCCACUAGCCAACGAUGGAGGCAGCCGGUCAUCGUCUUCAGAGAGCUCGCCUCAGCACCAUCCCUACCCCAGCCGCCCGCGACACAUGCUCACCCUGCCCACGCCUCCGUACGGCCUGCAGAAGAGCUUAGAGAAUGCAGAGAUUGACCAGAAAUUACAGGAGAUCAUGAAACAGACGGGUUACCUGAAGAUCGACGGUCAGCGGUAUCCAGCGGAGGUGACAGACCUGAUCAGUGAAGGGGAGAUCGGCAGCGGGACCUGCGGACAGGUCUUCAAAGUGCGAUUCAAGAAGACCGGCCAUGUCAUCGCUGUCAAACAAAUGCGUCGCACGGGCAACAAAGAUGAGAACAAGAGGAUCCUGAUGGACCUGGAUGUGGUGCUGAAGAGCCAUGACUGCCCUUACAUCAUCCAGUGCUACGGCGCCAUAGUUACCAACACGGAUGUAUUCAUUGCCAUGGAGCUGAUGGGGACGUGUGCUGAGAAGCUGAAGAAGAGAAUCCAGGGCCCCAUCCCAGAGCGAAUCCUUGGAAAGAUGACAGUGGCAAUAGUGAAGGCGUUGCUGUACCUGAAAGAGAAACACGGUGUCAUCCACCGGGACGUCAAACCCUCCAACAUCCUCCUGGAUGCUAAAGGUCAGAUCAAACUGUGUGAUUUUGGCAUCAGUGGACGCCUCGUCGACUCCAAGGCCAAGACCCGCAGUGCUGGCUGUGCUGCCUACAUGGCGCCUGAGAGAAUAGACCCUCCAGACCCAACCAAACCUGACUAUGACAUCCGAGCAGACGUGUGGAGCCUUGGCAUCUCUCUGGUGGAGCUGGCCACAGGACAAUUUCCCUACAAGAACUGCAAGACAGACUUUGAGGUUCUGACCAAAGUGCUGCAGGAAGAUCCUCCUCUGCUGCCUCUCGGCAUGGGCUUCUCCCUCGACUUCCAGUCCUUCGUCAAAGACUGCCUCACAAAGGAUCACAGAAAAAGGCCAAAAUACCACCAGCUGCUGGAGCAUAGUUUCAUCCGCCGUUACGAGGUGCUGGAGGUGGACGUGGCCGGUUGGUUCCAGACAGUGAUGGAUCGCACCGAGUCGCCUCGCAGCAGCCAGUGUUACAGCCAUCAGCACCAGCUCCACUCGCUCUUCAGUAGGUAGCCUAGCCCAGCCCUGCGUUAGCUUAGCCAGACGCUAGUCUUGCCUAGCUUUAGCUUUGCCAAGCCCAGACUCAGUCUGUCCUAGUCUAGCCCAGCGUUAGCAGCUAAGCCUAGCGUUAGACCCAGCCCGCCUGUCCAUCUGUCCACCGGAGAGCCCACAGAGGAGGGGGAGAGACGGAGACUCGAUGGAGUGAUGGACGGAGACGUGGACUGAUGGAUGGAUGGAUGACACAGGUGGUUCUGUUUAUCAGAGUGUUGAAUCUGGACAGGCAGACAUGGGAAGGAGGGAUUUGAAAAGGGUGCACACUGUAGUUAGCUUCUUUCGUUUACACACUGUUGCGUCUCGUCGCGUUAUCAUAUCAUGUCACAUCACAGUGUGUGUAUAAGCCACAUGCACUCGCAUACAAACUGUGUGUAUUUUGUAUGUUUCUACAUUUCCUCCACUUUCCAUUAGUCUUUCACCUACGUGUCUGUCUCCAGCAUUGAUCCAAGCCCUUGGAUUAGUCAACAGAGUAGUCACUACACACUGGAACAAAGCAUCUGCUACAUUAGCAAACCUGAAUCUCUCUUGUACAUAAGCGUUAUGGAGGACACACCAAUGUCCGGUGCAAUUAUGAUUCUUCAGGUGUUUCUACUAUCACACAUUCUCAGGCUGAAUCUGUGUGUGUGUGUGUGUGUGUGUGUGUGUGUGUGUGUGUGUGUGGUGUGUGGUGUGUGGUGUGUGGUGUGUGUGUGUGUGUGUGAGAGAGUGAGAGAGAGAAUAUCAAGACACAGUCACUGGUUGUUUUUAAAAGUGAGAUAAUAUUUCUUAGCCAUUGUUCACCCUCACACUACAGCUGUUAACACACAAACCAGAAUGAAUUAAUCUAUUGUCCGUGCUUCAUUUCUAACAUGUAAGGAUUUUAACCCUCAUUAACUUUGAUAUGAAUUAUAUUUACAAUACCUGUCAUUGUAUUUAGCAGCUGCACAAUUGGGAAAACGCGAUGAAAAAAAGACCUACAAAAAAAUUAGUGUUGCAUUGUAGCUUUGUAGAAAAUGGGUCGUGUAUGGUUUUAUAUUUAUGUGUUCAGAAUGAUUUGGAUGAUCUAAAAGAGAUGGAGGAAUACUAAGAACAGAAAGGAUGAGUUAGAGAGGAGGAGGAGUAUCUGACUCUUUCUAGAAAUGUUGAAGAGAAAAGCAGAGAACGUAGAAGAACAGGGGAGUUGCACUCCCAUUGAUGACUGUGAGGAAGCUUGAAAAACUGUUACGAGUGUGAGAAACUAGACGUUGGAGGUAAAAGUGGGAGCAGAGUGCUUUUUUUAUGGAGAAGGCAAAGAACAGGAGCUUAUCUUGUACAAAGAUUAUAAAUGGGGUAGAUCUUAUUAACUGUGGAGCAUUUCUUUACUUCACUCUCUGUUUGUCUACCUCUUCCUCUUUGUCCACCUCUCUGUCUGCUUCUGCUGUUUAGUGUGACGUAGUGCUCCACAGUGUUACCAGACCAAAGGCUGCGUGUAGGUUGUUGUUGGUGGAGGCUGAGAGAUGUAGACAUUAAAGAACCACACAGACACAUCUUGAUAAAGCACGUUUUUUUGGUGUUGUUAGAAGCUAGAGCAAGGGUCUCAAACUACAAGCACAGGGGUCAGAUGAGGCUUGUGAGGUCAUAAAGCUGACCAGGUUUAGAAUUUAGAAAUGUUGUUUUGCCUUAUCUCUGAUGUUUUUAGUCUUAAUAGUCAUUUAGGCCUAUUUUAAAGUAAUCAUGUACUUUUUACAGGCAUGUACUAAUGCGCUAAUGAUUUCAGUAUCUCCCAGUAUCUUGCUAAUCAUGUUCUAAAUAUUUGCUCAAUCAGAAAAAUGUCAAGUUUCCAGAGUCCAAGGAUUAGGGUCCAAAUUGCUUUCCAAAACUACUAAUUUUGAGUUUGCUGUCUUAAAAGACAAAGGGAAGCAGCGAAUCUUCACCUUUGAAAUAUUGACCAGUGAAUUUUGGCAAUUUUACUUGAAAAAAAUCAUCAAAUUGUUGCAGAUUAAUUUUCUUGUCAAACAGCAAAUAGAUUAAUACCAUACAAAUGGUAUACCUAUCAUAUAUAAUACCAACCAUAAGCUAAGACCAACAGCACGCAGGUUUAGCAUAGCACAAUUGACACCUACAUUUCUUUUUUAAACCCCAAAAAGAAAGGUUAACCUGGAGCACAGACAGUUUCAAGAGUUUUUUUAAGUAUUUGAAUUGGAGUUCAGUGUGACAGUUUUCUUUCUUCUCUGUGAGGACAAAGCUGUCGUUCUCUGGUAAUACAAUCUGAAGCAGUGUUAGCGUUUGUGCAGAGAUCUAGGAGAAAACAAACUGGCCAGUGUGCCCCAGGUGAUUUGACUUUGAGACCCCUGAACUAGAGGAUUGUUAAGAUAAAAUUGAGUGCGUCAGGCUUGAUUAAACCAGUCACACCUGACCCGAUCAAUGUGUUUGACAGUGUGAUGUGUAGAUUUUAUUAUGUGCGCAGGUCUUCUGAGACUGGCUGUCUGACUAGAGUCCUACUGCCUCCCCUCUUGACGGGCCACAGCCAAAGCCUGCUAGAUGUGCAGACUCAAACCUCCCACGCCCCGUCACGCACCAAACCAAAUCACUGCUAGACACGGAGAACUGAGAACGACGGAGAGAGGAAACUGUUAAGUGUCAGAGAGUGAGAUCUGGGAAUGUUGUCAAGAUGGCAGAAAAGAUGAGUUUUUAGAAUAAUAUGUCAGGAAAAUGAGAGGAGAGGACGAAGUGAGGUGAGAAGGAAGACAGGGAGUGUUAAGGAAGUGUAAGUGGACGUUAAAGAAAAGUCAAACUGGUGUUGGAUGACAGGAAGUGAAGUGUGAAUAAGGAGAGAGGAUAUCAGGAGGGGAAACAUCAGCCCAAGUUUCACAGGACUGCUGAGCUCUGAGGCUAGCUGUUAUUGUAAAAAGCUUUCAUGGUGUUACACCAACCUACCAAUUAUGAUUUAAGCGAGUGAGUUAGCGCGUGUUGUGUAUAUGAUGUUUACUGUUCUGUUCAAACAAUGUUAUUUAUUUACAUUGCUACUGCUGCUACUUUUUAUUGCUUUAGACGCUGCUGUCACUUCUUUUCCCCAAAGGACAAAUACUUUAUUCUUUUUUUUUAAAAGCCAAAUAAGUGAAAUAAUGCAACACGUGUUACCAAAUACAGAGCAAGUCUGAAGAGGGCAAAAGCAAGUGAGUGACGGGGAGAUGGUUUAGCAGAGAAAGUGCAGGGAGGUCGGCUUCACAAAAAGUACUAACUCACAAAAUGUAAACACACGUCACCUCAAAUGUAGCUCUAUGUGUAAUGGAAGUAGGUAAUCAUUUAUUUCAUGACGUCACACUAAAGUGUACAGUGUAGAUACGAUUAAAAGGGAUGUCUGUCUGUCCAGAUGCUUUUUGUCACAUCCAUCCUACACUCUGUCCAUCCACCCAUCCCUCCAUCCGUCCACAGGUCGCCUGCAAGCUUGACAACCCUGACAGUUCACACCAAAGGUGUCCACAACUCAACGAAAAUACGAAAGAGCGUUGUUGUUAUUGUUAUGACUAUUGUUAUUGACCUUAUAAUUGAUUACUCUCAGCUACGAUAUAUAUGAAAUCUCUCUAUAGCUAGGGGGAGAGGGUGAAGGGAGGGGGGCGCUGUACUAUAGCAGCGCCGUGUGUGUAUGUUUGUGUCAUAUACUGUACAGGGGGAGACUGGUGUGCUUACACAAGACAAGGGCCAAGCAAUAAAACCAGCUGGCUCAUCGUUCUACUCAGUGAAUCAACUCUCUGAGGGCCUGCAUCAGGAAGUAAACUCAGUCUGAACAUGUCUGACUGAACAUGAGCAAUCCUGGAUUACUGGUGUCACACAGCUGCUCAACAACCGGCUCUGUUAACUCUGGGGCUUCAAGUCCUGUCAUGAGUGUGUUCAUGUGAAAGAGCUUUUGAUCACAAGUCAGAGUGCUUGAUAUGACAUGAGAUGACACAGAUUGUUAGGUUAGUGCAGCAGCAAACAGCGUUAGUCAGUGACGCAAAAUACAAUAUCAUCACAUGAGUAGAGUAGAAUAAGUAAGGCUUAGUAUAAGUGUGGUAAAAAAAACUAUAUAGGUCUUUGUUGUAAAUUACCUCAAACCUUCUUUAUGUAGUGCAAUGUCUUAACCUAACCAACAUAUACACCAAUGUAUCUGCAAUAAGCUAAUAUUGGCCUUAACAACCUUGAUGUUCAUGGGAGCUAUUUUUUCAAAUAUAGGAAAACUCCGCCCAGUAUCUUAGAAGACAUAUUACAACAGAUGAGUAGUGUUGUCAAAAAUAUAGAUUUAUCGAUAAAUUCUGAAUAUUUUAACCGUUACUAUUCUCAUUUUCUGCAGUAUCUAUACACCAGUACCAGCUGCUUUCUGGCACUCUCUAAUUGUUAAUGUUUACUGCAGUCAUUCUGCUGCUCUCUGCUACUAACAAAAGAUAAUUGUUGUCACAUUAUAGCCCUGUUAUUUAUCUUUUAGAAAAAAAGGUAUGCCCUCACUGGUAUCGAAAAUUGUGUCAAAUAUUGCUAUUUUUAAAGGGUUGUCAUCAAAUUUAGAAAUUAUUAGUACAGUGACAACACUACUGAUGAGUAAACUAAACUUAAUGUGUAAAAACAGCGGGAUGUCCCUUUAAUUACAGUUAGCACUGGGGCUAUAGAAAGUUAUCUACACUGUGUUAUUAAUGUGUAGCUAUGAUGUUCAUUCAUUAGGCUAUAAGGGUUGUAAUCUAUAAUCUCUUCUGUUUUAAACCCACAGUGGACAUAUAAUUAUGUAAAAAAAACUGAUGUAAUUAUCAUGGAAACAAAGUAACUCUACUGAUACAUUAGACACUCUGUAUCACCUCCUACUUUAAUGUAAACUUACUUGUGGCGAUCUGUUCGCAGCUUCAGAUCAGAUUCGCUGACAUCAUGUGGACCCCAAGAAGAUUGGCUGUCAGCGGCAGCUAAUGGGGAUUAGUUAAGCUGCAGUACAGGUUACGAUGGUGGUCAACCCUGGGUAAGAGUGAGUCAGCUUUGUGACACCACUAAACCCGAGUUCAGCCCAAAGAUAGCUCAUGUUGCUUUGUGAUACAGGCCCCUGAGCAGAUCCGAUGGUGAGCUGGCACAGCUCCGUUAGCUCAACCUGGAACUGAUUUAGCUUCCAACAGUCGACAGGGACUUUUGUCGCCGGUCAUCCUGCUCUCGUAAACUCUGCAGAUGACAGGAUUCAGGGCCGAUCGUGACAGAUCUGCUCAGCCUCCUCAUUCAAACUCUUGUAUAUAGACCUGGAUCUGGUGCUCAGCAUCCAUCAGCUGUACUGCACUGCCAGCACAGCCUGAGGUGUGUACUCAUUGGUGCAGUUUCAAUAAGAGACGGGGCAAACCCUCACCCACUACAGCGUCCACCGUUCAAACUCUGCCCGUGUGUCUCGGCUCACUUGUGUCUGAACACAAAGCUGGACCCAGUCUCCUGCUGUCAACGUUUUCUGUCAUUAAGCUGAUGUGUAUUUUGCAAACACACGCACACACACUCGCUUCUUGGCUGUGCUGUUUGCGUGCAAACACCUGAUUGAGUGAUGAUGCCACGCUCCACCUCUGUGAAACCAAUCAGGUUAGGUGUGCUAAGAAUGUGCGUGUGUGAGGAGACAAAAAAUUCUGAUGACUCAUCUAAACACACACACCAAAUGUAUAAAGCUAUCGCGUUCUACACAGCAAUGCUGGCGACUGCCAAUAGUGGCUUUAUGUGUAUAUUAGUUUCCCAGGUGCGACGCCAGGGGUGAACAAACAGCAACAGCUACAGCUAGCUCAGAAAGCCUGUACCUUCGUUGUGCCUUGGCACCAAGGGGGGAGCGUGUGUGUGCGUGUGUGUGUCCUAAACCCAUCUGUAAGUAAACCAAAUAUCAUUUUCACUAUGCAGUCAUUCAAACCAUGUCAGCUUGCUUCGAUGGGGGGGAGAAGCCUCCUGUACAUACACAGAUUUACAGAUAAACUGGAGUUAGCGACAGUGUGUUUUUCUUUUCGAGCCCCCUCCCUCAAACGUCACCGCCUUCAGCUAGUUCACAGAGAAAAGAGAGAGCAAGAGAUAUGUUUUGAAUGAGCUGACAAAUAUUUAAGGAUUGUAUUCGGGUCGGGGAGGGACACGGGGGUUAGAGCGGGGUUUGUAGUGCGGGGGAGAUACAGAUCAAUGCUGUAAAGUAUAUCAAUUGCAUGUUAUUGUCACCGUUGUAACUGCCAUUGUUUUGUUUUUUUGUUUGUUUUUUUUCUUCCAAGACAACGGUUGGUUGGGGCGGGGAUGCACAAAACUUUAUCCUUAUUUAUAAUUUUUACACAUAUAGUCUGUACGUUUGUUUUUGUUUUGAAAAUGUUGAAUUAUUGUGUACUUAGGAAAAGACACACUUUUUUGCCUUUUAUUUUUUAAAUGUUCUGUCGACUUUGCAAUAUAUAUUUUUUUUCACUCUGGACCCGUCACUAGUCGUCGAGGAGGAGCUGUAUCAAUAUUAGCAGACAGUGUUUGUUAGAAAACGUCCUGUUUCCCCUCAGUCGUGUGUCUUUCUUUUAGUUAGCUGUGUGCGCAAGCAGAGAGUGUGUGUGUGUGAUGUUUAUUCGUCUACCAAAAGUCUUUAUUGAUGGUGAUUAUUAUUAUUAGCUUUUAUUUUUGUCCGUUGUUUUUUUUAUUAUUAUGAUUACUAUGAUUACUGUUUUUAUUAUUAUUAUUAUUAUUAUUGUUGUUAUUAUUAUUAUUAUUAUUCAGGGCAAAGAUGACACCAAAUUGAACAAACAAAUAAAUGGGUGAACCCAGACAGUGCUGAGAGCUGGACGGCGUUGUCCGUCUUUCUAAAGGUUUCUUUUACUGGCGAGGUGGCGCAAUCGUUUUUCUCACCGUUACGCUGUAGUGUGUGUCCACCUUAUUUAAACCGCCACGUAAAUAUAACCUCCGAACUGAAAGUCUAAUAGUAUUUUUUUAUUAUUAUUAUUAUAUAUUGUUUUCCUUUGAUCAGAUAUCAUGAUCGAUUUAUAUCUUGUUACCCCAGUUUGGGUCAUAAAUUGUGUGCUGUUAUUUAAUUCGCCCCCCCCCCCCCCAUCCCUGCCCACUGCUUUUAUUUUUUAUUCUAUUUCAUGGUUUUUAUUUUUUAUUCUUUCUGGUUUGUCUGAUGCUGUAGUAAUGAGCUGAUUGGUCAAACACCAGAGCUUUUUUUUUUCCUUUUCCUAAUGCUGAGACUGUCGUGACUGAUGUUGCACUUGUGAUGGGUUUUAUUUUGUUUUUGUUUUGUGUUGCAGAUUUGGGAUUGUUGUGCCGAGAGGAAAAUAAUCGGGUGUUUUUCCUUAUUUUUCUUAAAGUCGCAGCAGUUAUUUUAUCAAUCAAUAGAUCUGUGACACAGAGCAAGAAAAUGAUUCAACAGUGUAUUUUUUUCACUGAUAUUUAUUUAUUGGUCAUUUGUAUGUUUUUCUUUUUUCUUUUUUUUGGUUUUAUUUUGUUUUCAUGUGUAUUGCUUUUUUGUGGAGGGCAAACAGGACUCAACGUAGACGAGUAGUCUCUCAUUGGCGUUUUACAUUGUGUACAGAAAGCUAAAUAUUGUAUUCAACUCAUCACACUAACAUACGGACUAUAAAGUAACAGGUUAAAAUAGAAACCUGCAGCACAGUAAGGCGCACUGUCUCUGGCUUUACUGUGACUGUCAGACUUGUUUUGUUUACUGUUUCCCCUCUCAGAAGGCCCCAACAAACAAACUGCUCAUGGUUUAAUGGAGCCAUGAUAUAUUUGAACUCUAGUGCUUUGCUAAUAACUCCCAGUUAAAGCUUGUAUUGUUUGAAACUUGGAUGGUUUUUAAUCUGAAUGCCAACUACAAAGCAGACUAGAUUUGUGUUUUUAAAUUUUAGGUAUUCGAGCUGAUGAUAACUACUACGAUAGCAGACUGAUUGGCUUGUUAUUAACCUGCACUCCCUGUUAGGGAGGUGGGACACGCCUGCUUUGAAAUAUCAUUGAGGUUUGUUGCUUGUUUUUUUUUUUUUUUUUUUUUUUUGUAAAUGCAGUCUAGGUUGCAUGAUUUUGCGAGUUUGCAGGGUGGGGGGGAGGAUUGACUUCAGUCUCCGUUGUUGCAGUUGAAAGGCUUCUUGUAUGUACGACACCACGGAUUUAUUGUCUUGACAGUUGUAUCAAUCGACACAGCUUUACUGCCUGUUUCUGGGUUUUUUUGUUUUCUGUUUUUGUUUUGUUUUUUGGCUGUAUUUUAUCCCCCCUCCCCCCAGUCUCAUUUCAAACAGAAUAAAUGCCAUUAUAUUGUGAAUACCUCAGGAUUUUUUUGGAGAAAAAAAAUAAUAAAACACUUAAAAAUCAAAUAAAUAAAUAAAUAAAAACUCA
Molecule: messenger RNA, 9705 nt
Organism: Epinephelus moara (kelp grouper)
Lineage: Eukaryota; Metazoa; Chordata; Actinopteri; Perciformes; Serranidae
Gene: map2k7
Product: mitogen-activated protein kinase kinase 7
Exons: 12
Coding region: 67-1386 (439 amino acids)
Biological process (GO): protein phosphorylation
Molecular function (GO): protein kinase activity; ATP binding
Source: RefSeq, a predicted model, not a curated record